UGUAUAGCAAUCUGGUUAAGUUUCACUGAGCAGAGGUGGCCCCAGCAGAUAUCCUGAUUCCAUAUGGCUGAUGUGUAAUUAUAAUGAAUUAGAGAGUGUCUACCGUACAUUUCCAGUUAAAGAAAGCCCCCACCCUGCUGCCAUGGUCAGCCUGGUCCAAGAUGCCCCUGGAGGAAAUGACAUGUUGUUGUAAUGUAUAUGUAAUUUGGAAUUGGAAAGCCCUGCAAAGCUUGAGGCCUUGGGUGUUCGCUAGCUAGACAUGGGCUGGUUGUAGCAACUGACCCAGUUUUCCCAGGAAAUUAUGGGAAUAGACCAUAAUUCCAGUAAACUAUUGUGAGAAGAAUGCAUGUAACCUUCUAAAUUUUAAGGAAAUAAUAAAAAUAAAACAUAUUAAGCCAAAUAACUAACAUCAAACUGGAAAGGUUUGCUUUGAAGGUGAAUAACAAAGUUAUAUGUUUUUUAGGUGUAUGUUAUGAAGUGAGGCCACUGCACAGGCCUAAGAAAACAUGAACAACAAUAUAAUAGUUAAUGUCUGGAUUAGCAUAUGACUGAAAAUAAAUGGAAAAGGCAUGAAUCCCAUUCAUAGUCCAGUGCUACGUACCCCCACCCUCCACUUUCCCGAUGCAGAGCUCUCAUUUGAUUAGCAAGCUGGCAGCUGCACUUCCACAUCUCUCCCUACUCCACCUCCUGCUCUCUUCGCUCAGCCUUUUCUGCAUGACCGUGGCAGUGAGGGGCUGUCCCGGGAAGAUGGCUGGUGGGCUGGUCGGCUGAUCAGGACAGAGAUCAGUGCAGCCACACAGAGACAGGCAGUGCUUUCAGGGCCGGGCUCUUUUCCCCUGAGGAGAGGCAGUUUCUGUCUGUGAGGCAAGCAUCCUGUUACGUUUUUCUUUUUUCUUUUUUUUCUCACUGAUGCUUUACAAGCAGAAAACAAGAAGGCCAUGGAGAUUGGAAAACAGAAGCUCAGCAAAGACUCUGUGUUUUUCCGAGAUGGGAUAAGAAGAAUAGAUUUCGUCCUCUCGUACGUUGACGAUAAAGACUGUGAAAGAAAACAGGAGAGAAGGAGAAUUUAUGAAGCCAACCUCAAAGGAGCCGGCCUGGAGUUGGAAACAGAAGAUAAGUCGGAGUCUGAGGAUGGUAAGACAUACUUUGUGAAGAUCCACGCACCGUGGGAGGUGCUGGCCACCUAUGCAGAUGUGCUGAAGAUCAAGGCUCCAUUCAGACUUAGCGACAUACCGGACGAUCAGGAAAUGCCCAUGAACUGGCUCUCCACUCCUUUCCGACUGCCCAAGAACAUCAUGAAUCCCGAGCCAGACUAUUUCACCACUCCUUUUAGCAAGAGCAAGUCCGACCUUUUCCUUAUCGACAACCAAGACACGUUCUUCCCUCCCUCCACUCGCAACAGGAUAGUCUACUACAUCCUGUCCCGCUGUUUGUAUGUCAGUGAAGAAUGUGGAGACAAAAAGGGAAUUAAGAGGUUGUUGAACAACGGCACCUACACUUCUGCCUUCCCCCUUCAUGACUCCAGAUACUGGAUAAGAUCCAAAGAUGCCAACUGUGAAAGUGAAAGAUACGACCUCUACAAACACUGGGCGAGAUUCUUCUGCUUUUUCAAGGAGCAGCCCAUUAACCGCAUCAGAAAAUAUUAUGGCGAGAAGAUUGGCAUUUAUUUUGCUUGGCUUGGUUUCUACACUGAGAUGCUGCUGUUUGCCGCAGUCGUUGGAACGAUUUGUUUCACUUACGGGUUUCUCACCUACGAUGACAACGAGUGGAGUAAAGAAAUCUGCAGUAAUGAAAUUGGAGGGAAAAUUGUCAUGUGUCCCCUUUGUGACAAGAAGUGCAGUUACUGGAAACUCAACACGACAUGCAACUCCUCGUGGCAAUCACACCUGUUUGACAAUGUGGCGACUGUGUUUUUUGCCAUUUUCAUGGGAAUUUGGGUGACACUGUUCCUGGAGUUCUGGAAAAGGCGCCAGGCCCGUCUGGAGUAUGAGUGGGAUCUGGUGGACUUUGAGGAGGAGCAGCAGCAGCUGCAGCUCCGGCCAGAAUAUGAAACCAGGUGUACAAAGAGCAAGGAGAACCCCAUCACUAAGGAACAAGAGGGGGUUCUUGACAAAACGGCUACAUAUGUAGCAGGGAAGUUUUUUCUGUGCUGGGCUGCUGUGAUCCUUUGGAUCUCAUUGAUCAUUGCCUGCAUCAUUGGGGUCAUAGCGUACCGCCUGGCGGUGUACGCGGCCUUCGCUAGCAUCAUGAAGGACAGCCCCACCAAUCAGCUGGAGGUGGUCGGCCCCUACAUUACACCCCAGCUGGCCACCUCUGUCACAGCCUCUUGCAUCAACUUUGUCAUCAUCAUGAUCCUCAAUCUCAUGUAUGAGAAAGUGGCUAUUUGGAUUACUGACAUGGAAAUCCCGAAGACCCACCUGGAGUAUGAGAACAAGUUGACGGUGAAGAUGUUCCUCUUCCAGUUUGUCAACUACUACUCCUCAUGUUUCUACGUGGCGUUUUUUAAGGGAAAGUUUGUGGGCUACCCUGGAAAAUACGCUUACAUGUUUGGGAGCCAUCUGAGAAACGAAGAGUGCGACCCUGGCGGCUGUCUGAUUGAGUUAACAACACAGCUGGUAAUAGUGAUGACUGGGAAACAGGUGUGGGGCAACAUUCAGGAAGCGCUACUGCCCUGGGUGAUGAACUGGUGGGGCAGCAGGAAGGCGCGGAGCCAUCCAGAGAGCCUGUACAGUCGCUGGGAGCAAGAUCAUGACCUGCAGAGCUUUGGUCAGCUGGGGCUCUUCUAUGAGUACCUGGAAAUGGUGAUCCAGUUCGGUUUCAUCACACUCUUCGUGGCUUCCUUCCCCUUGGCGCCGCUCUUGGCUCUUUUCAACAACAUAAUUGAAAUCCGAGUGGACGCCUGGAAGCUCACCACUCAGUUCAGACGUCCUGUGGCAGCCAAAGCCCACAGCAUCGGGGCCUGGGAGGAAAUUCUCAACGGGAUGGCCGUACUGUCUGUCGUUACAAAUGCAUUCAUCGUGGCCUUCACCUCUGACAUGAUGCCUCGGCUGGUGUACAUGUAUGCCUACCAGCCAGAGGGACAGAUGAAUAUGAAAGGUUACAUAAACAACAGUCUGUCCGUGUUUAACGUCUCUGCGUUUGAAGACUCCAGCAGGCCUGAGGAGGCCGAGAACCCGAUGUGGCUCAACAUCACAACCUGCAGGUAUCGUGAUUAUCGCUACCCCCCCGGGCACGAGAAGCAGUACUUCCACACGAUGCAGUUUUGGCAUAUUUUAGCUGCCAAGCUAGCUUUCAUCAUUAUUAUGGAGCAUGUUGUUUUCCUGGUUAAAUAUUUUGUGGCCUGGCUGAUUCCGGACGUUCCCUCUGACGUGAGGGCUCGGGUAAAGAGGGAGCGCUUCCUCGUCCAGGAGUAUCUUCACAAAUAUGAAGUUGAUAAGCUGAAACUUCAGCUCAGCCAGCAAGGCGAGAAGGAGUGCACGUGUACGCCGAUGAUCUACCCGACCUUACCCAAACACGAGGUGCUGUCGGAGGUCCUCUAGCACAGGGAGCGGCUGGACAGUCUGUCUACUCACCUGCUGACUGUGGAUUCACCGCUUUAGAGACCAAAACUCUGUGCAUGCUGACGAUUUGAUACGCUUGAAUUUAGACAUCGCUCUCAUUUAUGUCUCCUUGUGAAGUUAAGAUUUCCAAACUUUACUGUAUUCACACAAUAAGCCGCACUGUGUCUUUAAGAGACAGCUCACUCUUGUUUUAAUGUAAGGCUAUUUAAAGUGCCACCAAAGAGUCGCCUUGAUAUCAACGCUUACUGUUUCAUUUUUUUCUUUUUUAUUUUGAUAAGGAUUUCUGAAGUUCUCUGUGUUCAUAUCAGCUUAUUUUUAACCAGAUUUGCUUUGAUCAGUUCACCAUCGUUCAGGUCACUGCGCUGAUAAUUUUAGCAAAUUAUUUAAAAAAUCCAUCAUAUGUAAUGUUCGAUUGUUACUCUUAAUUUCACCUCAUUAUGUUCCCCAGGCCAAAACCUGAGAUGUGAAGCAGCUUUUUGUCCUGAAGGGAAAUCAGUGCUGCUGUUUUGACUGUGACUGAGGACAGAUUUGAUCCUGCAGAGGCCAGUUCUUGAGCUGUGGCAGCAGCAGCUGUUUAGCGCUGAAUGUGUACAGAGAUGAAAGGAUAAGAGUACUCUCUUUUUAAAUUAAAAAAAAUGUUUUUUGUUUUCUGUUUACCACACACCAGUGAAUGGAAACCUGUGUUUGCUUCGUUACACAAAGCCCGUCAGCCAGCGCCUGCAUCCAUCCCUGUGUUUCAGCUUUUCUCCGAAUAAAAGACACAUUUUUCCUUUCAUUUUGCACAAAGCACUUAAAGUAAUGCAACUACAUAACAUAACAUAAACAUGUAUAACGUAUCAUUAUCAUGACACCACGACUUUGUGAUCAGUGUUUUAGAAAGCAGUUAUCUACCUGUCAGAACUUUGAUAUUUAUAUAAAUAUGUGUGUGUGUUUUUUUUUUUAUUUAAGGAUCCAGAUCUGGUUUAGAAACUCUAUGAAGGACAUUUCACAUCAUUUGUUGUUGCCUAAAUGCAAACGUGCAGAACAUUUUUGUUUAUUGAAGGACUUGAAUCAGAUGUACAGUUAUUGAAUCUGUAGGUCUGUUUGAGAUGUAAUUGUGUGUAAGUUUGCCUCUGUCUUCCAGUUUGCCUUAUCUAUGCCGUGGGCUCUGCUGACCACUAUGCCUUAAAACAUCUCAUCCAAUUUUCCUACGACUUUACUUUUCUACCUAUUUUUCUUUUUUUUUUUCAAGUUUGCUGCCAUUAUAUUUGAGUCAGGAUAUGUUUCUGCUCAUUCUUCAGGCAAAAAUGAAUUUGUUUACUAUAUUUUUAAUGGUAAAUGUUCUUUUUUUUUAUGAGUGUCCUGUAUCCAAUUAUAUGAGACAACAAAAAUAAAUCUCUGAGCUCAGACA
Poeciliopsis prolifica (blackstripe livebearer) is the source of this 4950-nucleotide messenger RNA. RefSeq names its product anoctamin 5a (gene ano5a). The coding region runs from base 939 to 3539 and encodes 866 amino acids. Gene Ontology annotation, biological process: chloride transmembrane transport. The record is from RefSeq and is a predicted model, not a curated record. Gene Ontology annotation, cellular component: plasma membrane. Gene Ontology annotation, molecular function: chloride channel activity; protein dimerization activity. NCBI's taxonomy places the organism in Eukaryota, Metazoa, Chordata, Actinopteri, Cyprinodontiformes, Poeciliidae. The transcript has 19 exons.